AUGCAGCGUCACGGUUUCCACUACUCCUUCACGCAAAUCCCUUCGCAACCACGAACAGAGGAAGCUGUGCCAUCAGAGCAUCCGGGACAGAAUAUUGACCUCGUUACUGCUUCUUCGCCGGGGUCAUACCAUCACGAACUGAACACACCACGCCAGGGAGACAACCCGUCUAUAUAUUAUAGUCACAGUGGCACACAGUGGCCAGUUCAAUCUUCCAGUGCCUUGGAUGUUGUCUCCGAGCCGGCAUACCAGCAGGACGGAAAUAUACAGGACUCCCAAAGCAGCAACCUGACAGGGUAUGUGCACGCUCAGUCGAUGAGCAACUGGUGGGCUGUGAACGACCCUUCGUUCGCACACGUCCGGCUGCUCCACGGCGAUCCUAUGAGAUACGCCACCGAGCUCCAGCCGUCGGCAUUUCCGCCACCAAACCAUGUCGCCACAGAAUGGAUCCAUCCUAACGCCCAACCGAUGCCUGGAUCUGCUCCCCAAAGAAUCACACAAUCCUUUGAGACUUUGGCAGAGCGCACCGGUCACUACGAUCACCACCAUUUCCAGACGACUGCGCCACUAAAUCAGAACGUCCAAUACAACUCACUUCCUCGCAGUUUCCCGAUUGUGAAUGACACAGUCGCUGAACCUGGCGCUCGCGUUCACGAAGGUAUCUCUUCCGGGACGAUCUCUCAUGCUGGGCACACGGUAUCGCCAAGCUUCCACCUUCGAGGAAUGCCGCAACACCAUAUUGCGAGUUCAUCGGGGAAUCUCACGACCGGUGAGGGCGUCAUUCCGCAGGAGAAGUGCAAAAGGGACAGCUUCAGAUGGACAGCAGAGACAACAGUACCAUUGCAACAGCUGUCUGAACAAAUACUUCUCGAGGCCAGAAGACCUGAUGCGCCAUUCCACAACGGCCAGCGCACAUCGAGGAGAUACAUCACAUACUUUUACUUGCGAAGUCUGUGGGACUAG
Messenger RNA from Stereum hirsutum FP-91666 SS1, 963 nucleotides. RefSeq lists its product as uncharacterized. Lineage: Eukaryota; Fungi; Basidiomycota; Agaricomycetes; Russulales; Stereaceae. The transcript is spliced from 4 exons. The coding region runs from base 1 to 963 and encodes 320 amino acids. The record is from RefSeq and is a predicted model, not a curated record.